AUGGUUGACAGACGACCUGAUAGCCCCCUCGAAGUCCAUACACCUAUCCUCGAGAAUAUGGUUGCUGGUGUGCCUCCGGUGUUCUCUGGCUUGACGCGACAGCUAGAUGUAUUGACGGAGCAGCCGUUGCUUGGUCCCAAAGCGGAAUUUCCCUCAGCUUCAUUCACAUUUGCGCGCAAAGAUGUGUCGGGGAACAAGAGACCACAGGCCAUUGCGCAUCGAGGGUACAAGGCGAAAUUCCCAGAGAAUACAAUGGGGGCGUUUAGAGGGGCGGUGGAGGUUGGUGCAGAUGCAAUAGAGACAGAUGUCCAUCUUUCGAAGGAUGGGGUUGUUGUGUUAUCACAUGACAAAGAUUUGAAAAGAUGCUUCGGACGACCCGAGAAGCUGAUUGACUGCGAUUACGAAUUCAUCAGCAAGCUGCGGACGCUGAAAGAACCUCAUGAGUCCAUGCCGCGAUUGGCAGAUCUGCUGGAGUAUCUUACGCGACCAGGGUUGGAGGACAUAUGGGUUCUAUUGGAUAUCAAGCUCGACAACAACCCCGAUGAUAUAAUGCGCUUGAUCAGCGAGACGAUCCAAAGUGUCCCUCCAUCGCCAUCUCGACCCUGGCAGAACCGCAUAGUUCUCGGCUGCUGGGCAGCGAAAUACCUACCACUCUGCUCCCGUUACCUACCCGGCUUCCCCAUCUCGCACAUCGGUUUCUCAACACUCAUAGCGUCUUACUUCUUUACAGUACCAGGCGUCUCAUUCAACAUGCAACAAGCUGUGCUCAUGACGCCAUGGGGACGGCUGUUUGUCCGUAAAGCACAGUGCGAUAAUCGGCCGGUGUAUGCAUGGACGGUGAACGAUGAGCGAGCCAUGCGAUGGGAUAUAAGACGCGGAUUAGACGGUGUUAUUACGGAUGAUCCCAAGUUGUAUCUGGAUGUGCGGAAAGGGUGGCAUGAGGGUAUGAGGGAUGGGCUUGGAGUGAAAAACUUAGUGGAGGUGGUCAGGAUCAAUUUCUUUGCGCUUUUAUACACUAUCAUGUUUUGGUUCAUGCUAGGGUUUGGGGAGAAGGGGCCGUUGAUUAGGAGGAGGAGAGCGGAGAAGAAAGAAAUUAUCACGCUGCAGGCCGGCCAAUGCGGCAACAGCGUUGGCCAGCAGUUCUGGCAACAGCUCUGCCAGGAGCAUGGCAUCAAUCGGGACGGAAACCUCGAGGACUUCGCGACAGAGGGCGGCGACCGUAAAGAUGUCUUCUUCUACCAGUCCGACGACACGCGCUACAUUCCACGAGCCAUUCUCCUGGACUUGGAACCGCGCGUUCUCAACUCGAUACAACAGAGCGCGUACAAGAACAUCUACAACCCCGAGAACUUCUACAUACACAAGGAAGGCACCGGCGCAGGCAAUAACUGGGGUAUGGGCUAUAGCAUGGGUGAGCAGAUACACGAAGAGAUUCUUGACAUCAUCGAUCGGGAAGCGGACGGUUCGGACUCGCUGGAGGGUUUCAUGCUGCUGCACUCGAUCGCUGGUGGCACGGGCUCUGGCCUGGGAUCUUUUAUGCUCGAAAGGCUGAACGACAGGUUUCCGAAGAAGCUCAUUCAGACGUACAGCGUGUUUCCCAACACGCAAGAUGGUGAUAUUGUAGUUCAGCCAUACAACAGUUUGUUGAGUAUGAGACGGUUAACACAGAACGCAGACUCGGUGGUGGUCCUCGACAAUGGAGCUCUAUCAAAGAUAGCGGCAGACAGAUUGCAUGUCCUUAACCCAUCGUUUGAGCAGACAAACCAGCUCGUCUCAACCGUCAUGUCCGCCAGCACAACAACGCUUCGCUACCCAGGAUAUAUGCAUAAUGACCUUGUCGGAAUUGUCGCGUCGCUUAUUCCCACGCCUCGUUGUCACUUUUUGAUGACCUCAUACACUCCAUUCUCUGGUGAGAAUGUUGAGCAAGCCAAGACAGUCCGGAAGACGACAGUAUUGGAUGUCAUGAGAAGAUUGUUGCAGCCGAAAAACCGCAUGGUCUCCACUAAUCCCACCAAGAAGAGCUGCUACAUGUCCAUCUUGAAUAUCAUCCAGGGAGAAGCAGAUCCAUCGGAUGUACACAAAUCACUUAUGCGUAUUCGCGAACGCCGCCUUGCUACGUUCAUUCCGUGGGGGCCUGCCUCCAUCCAAGUCGCGUUGACCAAGAAGUCGCCCUACGUCACCUCGUCCCAUCGAGUAUCUGGGCUUAUGCUCGCCAAUCAUACUGGCAUCGCCACGCUGUUCAAACGCAUAGUAGCGCAGUAUAAUACACUGAGGAAACGAAAUGCCUUCUUGGAAAGCUACAAGCGAGAGGCCCCUUUCAAGGAUGGCCUGGGCGAAUUUGACGAAGCCAAGGAAGUUGUCCAGGGCCUGAUCGAAGAAUAUGAAGAGGCGGAGGGCGCUGACUACCUGAGCAAGGAAAUAGCGCCCGUGGAGGAAGGUGAUGAUAAGCGAGUUGGUUAG
Messenger RNA from Dothidotthia symphoricarpi CBS 119687, 2460 nucleotides. RefSeq names its product tubulin-domain-containing protein. The record is from RefSeq and is a predicted model, not a curated record. Gene Ontology annotation, molecular function: phosphoric diester hydrolase activity; GTP binding; structural constituent of cytoskeleton. The transcript has 7 exons. Lineage: Eukaryota; Fungi; Ascomycota; Dothideomycetes; Pleosporales; Dothidotthiaceae. The coding region runs from base 1 to 2460 and encodes 819 amino acids. Gene Ontology annotation, cellular component: nucleus; cytoplasm; centrosome. Gene Ontology annotation, biological process: mitotic spindle organization; mitotic sister chromatid segregation; meiotic spindle organization.